Molecule: messenger RNA, 738 nt
Organism: Protobothrops mucrosquamatus (brown spotted pit viper)
Lineage: Eukaryota; Metazoa; Chordata; Lepidosauria; Squamata; Viperidae
Gene: FAM169B
Product: family with sequence similarity 169 member B
Exons: 6
Coding region: 1-738 (245 amino acids)
Source: RefSeq, a predicted model, not a curated record
AUGAAAUGCUUGGAGUUUGGGGUGGAGCUAUACAUCGAAGAUUGUCUUUUUCUGGUGGACAUUAAAGAGGAAAACGUGGACAAUCCAGAAACAGGACCUUGCAAGAACCAGGCAAAACUUAUGGAGGAAGCCUUAUCUGCUGCUGAAGAUUUCUCUCUUCCAGGCCAAGAGCACGUUCAGACUUUUCAAGAGAGAAUUGUUCUCUUUGUCCUCAACUGCAUCGUUUUUGGCCUGCUUGAGAGGAGCUCGACUGACAAUACAGUCUUUGUGCCUCAUGCGAAGAAGGAACAUGCCAAAAUAUUCUGGAAGAGUGGAGAAGCGGCUGCUUUUUACACCGUCAAAAGAAAAGGAAAUUUGUGUGACGGGCACACCAGCCAGUGUUACCUGCUCCCUGUUUUGGACACCAUGUUCGUACGAAAGAAGUUUAGAAGACGUGGACUUGCGAUGCAGAUGCUCCAGGACUUUUGCCAGUCUUUCCCCUCUGAGGAGGCCUUGGGACUCAGCUGCCCUCUUUCUGCUGAAAUGGAGAAAGUUUGUCAGAAGUUCUUGGAGACUCACCCCAUGGAGCAGCCUCGGCUAUGGGAAGCGGAGGCCCCCGGGGACUGGACCCAGCGCGUUAACAUCUGGCUAAAAUUGCAGCUGGAGCAAAGCUUUCCAAAAAAUGCGGAUCGAAGUUCUCCCACGUCGAAGGGUCCAGAUGAUGAAGCAGAGGAAGAACCGACAAAUACCGUGAGCUGA